AUGUUCCGCUUUCACAAAACCCUCGAUAUCAUCACCCUCUUCCACAAGGCCGGUAACUUAGCCUCGACGCCGCCUAGACUGCCCCGCCGCGCGAGGACGCGCGAGGAGUUUAAGCUUAACAUUACCGAGGAACCCCCUACCGAGGACCAGCUACGCACAAUCCUAGGCUAUGUCGGACAGAGCAAAGUUAGCUCCGUCGUCAAGGGCGCCUCUUUAGAUAAUGAUGCCAUCAAGAAAUUCAGAUCCAGCACUAACGCCUUCCAGCGCCCAGUAAAUAAUAGCAAGGCUGUUACUAGCGCCGAAGGGUCCCAGAUCCUCAAGCUGCUCGAGCAACCCAAAGGCCAAUCAGCUUAA
Messenger RNA from Microdochium trichocladiopsis, 354 nucleotides. RefSeq lists its product as uncharacterized. Gene Ontology annotation, molecular function: oxidoreductase activity. Lineage: Eukaryota; Fungi; Ascomycota; Sordariomycetes; Xylariales; Microdochiaceae. Gene Ontology annotation, cellular component: mitochondrion. The record is from RefSeq and is a predicted model, not a curated record. The transcript has 4 exons. Bases 1 to 354 code for a protein of 117 amino acids.